GAUAUUAACAUAGAUCAUAUAUAGUUUGGCCAUAACACAAUCGAGAAUACAAUGGUUGGCGAUAUGUGGCGAUGGUUGUUGGUGGUCGUGGUGGUUGCCCACCAUACCACCGAUGGUCAGAUGUUGGGGGACCGGCGCUGCCAGACGUACGAUGACUCGUGCAGCAGCUGCAUCCAGGCUCCAGGCUGCCAGUGGUGCAGCGCGUUUGCUGGCAACAGCAGCAACAGGAACCGUUGCAGCAGCAGUCUCAACAGCAACACCUGCAGCAGCAUCGUCAACCCACAGAACAAACACCAAGUCCUGACCAACCGCCCGUUAACAGAGGUGCUGAAAAGCGAGCAAACGAGCCGUGACAUCGUACAGCUAGCGCCACAAGCCAUCUACCUCCAGCUCAGGAAAGGCGAGCCGUACAACAUCUCGGUGCGGUUCCGUCUGGCGAUGGACUAUCCCGUUGACCUGUACUACCUCAUGGACCUCAGCAACUCCAUGAGGGACGACAAGGAAAACCUCGCCAACCUCGGCAAGUCCCUGGCCGAGACGAUGCGCAACCUCACCUCGCAGUUCAAGCUCGGCUUCGGCUCCUACGUCGACAAAGUCGUCAUGCCUUACGCCAACAUCCACCCACUCAGGAUACAGAGCCCGUGCACCGACUGCGCUACCCCGUACUCCUUCCGGAACAACCUCCCACUCGACGCCGACUACCGCAAGUUCACCGAGUACGUGCGCAAGACCCCAAUCUCAGGCAACGUGGACGCCCCUGAAGGAGGCCUGGACGCGCUGCUGCAGGCGAUGGUCUGCUGGGAGCAGAUCGGGUGGAGGAAGCAGGCGAGGCGCCUUCUCAUCCUCUCCACAGACGCUACCUUCCACCACGCCGGAGACGGAAGGCUGGCGGGCAUCGUGACACCACACGACGGCCGCUGCUACCUCAACGCCACCGGCGAGUACACGCACUACGAUCGCCUCGACUACCCGUCCAUUGCGCAGAUCAACGCAGCUGCCCGGGACAACCAAGUCAACAUCAUCUUCGCGGUGUCGCGGCACGGCGAGCUCUACAAGGCGCUCAGCGACCAGAUCGCCUACUCCUCCCACGGCAUGCUCGACAGCAGCUCUUCUAACGUCGUGGCCCUCGUCAGGGACCAGUACAAUCUGAUCAGCUCGGAAGUGAAACUGACGGACACUUCGUCCACCAUCCCUGGCACGCCGCUGUCCAUCCGGUAUUUCAGCAGCUGUCUGGACAAGGGCGCCGCCCCCCGACUCACGGCGUCGUGCAGGGGCAUCAAGGAGGGCGACGAGGUCGAGUUCAUCGCCCAGAUUACCGCUGAGGACAUACCCGAGGAUGAGGCGCGUCGCAGCUUCACGGUGAACAUCACCACCUUCCAGGACACCCUGACUCUACAGGUGCAGCUACUGGCGAACUGUGACUGCGAGCUGCCUACUGCACCGGGUCGCGAGCCCAAUUCUGCUCAGUGUUCAGGGGUCGGCACACUGCAGUGUGGAGUGUGUCAGUGUCCUGACCUCUACUACGGCAACAAGUGUCAGUGUAGCAGGGAUAGAUCUAGGGACACCGACAACAGCGCCGAGAACGCGGCUCAAUGCCUGGCUGACCCCAAGGAGGGGGAGGUGUGCUCCGGCCAGGGGGUCUGCGAGUGUGGGGAGUGCAUCUGCAACAGCCCCUCGCUGAGCGGCAAAUACUGCGAGUGUAACUCCAACUUGUGUCUGGCCUCAACCGGCAUGACGGGCCAGUCAGAGCCCUGCAGCGGGCGGGGCAGGUGUGAUUGUGGAGUGUGUGCGUGCCAUCAGGGAUGGUCGGGCAAAUUCUGUGAAUGCCCCGACGCGCAGUCAUGUAUCAUGCCAGGAACAUUCGACGAGUGUUCUGGACGCGGUGAGUGCGCUUGUGGAGUCUGUUCCUGCCACAGCAUCGACGACGUUCUCUACACCGGACGAUACUGCGAGGAAUGUUCCACGUGUUCGAGCGGCAAGUGUCUGGAAUUCAGGGACUGCGUGCAGUGUCGCGUGUUCAGGACGGGGCCGCUGGCGGGCAGCGCCUGCAGCAAUUGCACCUCCAGGCCGCGAGUUCUGUCCAACCUGGACGCCCAAGUGGAGGCAGGGGCGAGGCUGUGCACCUUCGUGGACGAGAGCACAGGCUGCGACUACAACUUCACUUACGAGUACCGCGCCUCGAGCCAAGACUACCUCCUCUUCGCGCAGGAGACCCAGCAGUGUCCUGAGGCUCUCGACGUACUAGGCGUGGUGCUGGGCGUGAUCGGAGGAGUGGUCGCCAUAGGUCUGCUGACGCUGCUGCUCUGGAAGGUUCUCACCACCAUCCACGACCGAAGGGAGUUCGCCAAGUUCGAAAACGAGCGUAAAAAUGUCCAGUUCGGCACGGCGAAAAGUCCCAUCUACAAGCCGGCCACGGGGACGUUUGUGAACCCAGCGUUCGCUGGCGCUGGAGGGUCGCAGUGACGUCACUGUUCACUGUCUCAGCGCUCAAUGAUGCGUCGUCAGUCGUGUUGUCAACACUCGCUCAAUACUCAUAUCUUGGUCCAAUGAAUUAACUACACAUUAGCAGGUUCAAGUGUCGAAAUAUGCAUAAAAUCGGACGUCAGCAAUAAAGAGAAAAAACGACGUACGGUGCAGAUUGUGUCGACAACACGACGGAUUCAAUCAUCACUGAUCGGGAGAUGGAGAAUUGAGACUCGUUCCCUUCAGAGAGCAAUGCUACGGUGUUCACGCUGCGCUCGCUCUCGCCUCGUAUCUCUCAAGUCAACAUAAUUCAACGUUUAAAUUAGCACGAUGAAAGCCUACGUAUAACACUAUCUAUUGAAUACUAUGAUAAGCUCAGGUAAAACAAGUUAAUGUCAGGAACUGCCAAGAACGCGGUGAUCAUUCGUAUUGUAAUCACAGUGAACAUUUUUAAAAGUUCUGCACCUAGCCGUAUGAUAACUGCAGGCAUGUAAUGCAGACAUAUAUGUGAUGAAAACCCACACCAAACAAGGGAUUGGUAGAACGAUUUCGUAUUACUUUUAAUAUUUAUUUCCGAUAUAAGAGGCAAGGCCCAACUUGAUUAAGGUUUCUUACAUUCUACAUUCUACAGAACACUUGGCACAGGUAUUUCUUCUAAAAUGCGGUCAACAUUAAUUCAAAAUAUGACAGGCACGACUCAAAUGCCGUUAUAAAGGAUAUAUCUUCAUUUUCCCGUCUGUGUUCCAAUUCUGGUGUAUUCAACAGAGGAAAUAAAAACCACAUUCACAAUGGGUUCCAAGCCAGAAAUCGAACUGUAUUAUCACGAAUUCUUCAGCGUAAUAAAACACAAAUGUUGAUUAGAAUUUGUUCAUUAUCGUUCAAGAUGAAAGGUCAACAUAAUUCAGCAGCAAAUUUGCUUCCCCUCAACACACGAUAGUUUUCACUAUUAAAUUUCAUAGCAAAUGCCGAUAUGAAGUUUUAUCCCGACAGCCUGUGGAGCUGCGUUCACAAUAGUGCUGCGAGCGCAAGACUUGCAUUGGCUUAGGCCUGGAAUGGGCUUCUUUGUGAACACGCCAUUAAUUGUAACUGCCGAGUAGGAAAUUUUGUCGUCAAUAACCAAUUUAAGCUAAGUACGUGCAAUUUAUUUAAGAAGAAGUUCAAAAUAUUUACAGCAAUAAAAUAGUAUCCAGACAA
Messenger RNA from Hyalella azteca, 3657 nucleotides. RefSeq names its product integrin beta-PS. Gene Ontology annotation, cellular component: integrin complex; cell surface; focal adhesion. The record is from RefSeq and is a predicted model, not a curated record. NCBI's taxonomy places the organism in Eukaryota, Metazoa, Arthropoda, Malacostraca, Amphipoda, Hyalellidae. Gene Ontology annotation, biological process: cell migration; cell-matrix adhesion; cell adhesion mediated by integrin. Gene Ontology annotation, molecular function: integrin binding. The coding region runs from base 52 to 2463 and encodes 803 amino acids. The transcript is spliced from 18 exons.